AUGGAAGUUAAUUCAGUGCAAAAUCUCUGUAAUUACUUAAUUACCUGUGCAAUUCGAAGAUGCCGCAUAUCUGAAGAUUUUUGCAGAUUAUCGAUUUCUGUGAAAUCUUCUCCUCAAUCCACUACGCCACUUCUUUGGAUCUCAGUGUCUGAUACGGGUGUUGGAAGCACCCUUGAGGAAUUUCUAGGAUUAAAAUUUGCCAACGAUCCCAUUGUGGCUGAUAAAUGGGAUGGAGUGAUUUGUGUUGCUACCACCAGCAUAUCUGAUAAAGAGAUACAUCACUUCAAAGUAAACCUGACAGAAACUGAUUCCUCAAGAAGGAUGACAAAACUACAUUCCGUAACAAAGAAUGGUGCAAAAUUCAGCGGAACUGAAGUAUCAUUAUGGAUAUCUGAAAAUAUUGAUGAUUUACUGAGAGAUAUAACUUUUUUUCUCCGUAAGAUGCUCGUGCUGAAAGCUCCUGUAAGUUCAUAUGAACUUUUUAGAUUCUCUAUGUUAAUUCUUCCCACAAUUCCUGCUUUGAAAAAUGUUCUUACCAGUGAUUUCUUUUUCUUGAAACUGCUCUGGUCACAGUGUGAAAGUCAUAUACUUCAACUUGCUUCCAGUUCUUUACCUUCAUCUGCACCAAAUAUUGACCAGCUGAAGUCUGGCUUUGAAGAAUAUGUUUCUAAGCAUGGUAAUAUACUGAAUGACGUUUGCCACCGUUGCUUCUCAACUGGCUCCAGGGAGUAUCUAAAAGUUGGCAGCGGAGUAGCAUGUAGCACUGGAAACCAACGAAGUAAUGGACAGGUGAUGGAAGUCGUGAUUAUUGUUAGUGAAAUACCAGAGACAACCCAAUCCUCCUGCUUCAGGGCCUAUGAUAAGAAAACAGAGAUCCUGUAUUUCAAGGACUACUCACCUUGUUCAAUUUCACAAUCAUCUCUUGAUGCAUUAACAAGCAUCAAAUGGAAAGAUUAUGGAUUAACUUUAAGGAGCAUUGCAGUUCAAGAUGGGUGCACAUUAUUAGAAUGGCAGAACUUGCCACCAUUUGCCCACAUUGACAUUGUCCUCCACAGUUACCACAAACAGGUCUUGAUACUGCCUUGCAAAGAAAGCAGCCAAGUUGAUCAAAGUCUUACCAGAAAAGCUGUCAAGCUUGCAUUGAAUGAACUGAAGGAAAAGAACGGAGGAGUUCUACUCAGUGAACGUGCACUUAAGAUUUGCAAUUAUGCACCCGAUCUUGCCAAAACAAUUGCUGGUCUGAUCUUGUCUUCACAUGACUUGAGUUUCAAAGGAGAGUGCAUUUCUCUUCUUGGAUUGCAGUUUCAAGAAAUCACAAGAAAUGUUGUCGAGGAUUGCAUCAAAGAGAAGAUAAUUUCUGCCAUAGGGUUAAAUGACAUUAAGCCUCAAAGAACCAGAGAAGCUGCAUCUUUUCUUUUUGACGAUGAAGUAAUCCAGGAACUAGAUACCCUAGACGAGGAAUAUGAAGAAUGUGAGGAAGCUUUUGGUUCUUGA
Messenger RNA from Fraxinus pennsylvanica, 1494 nucleotides. Lineage: Eukaryota; Viridiplantae; Streptophyta; Magnoliopsida; Lamiales; Oleaceae. The record is from the annotation of a GenBank genome assembly.